AUGGGUGCUGGGGCUGCUUCUGCGACCCCCGAGCCAACUGGCGGCCCCGAGGUGUCCACGAAAAGUGUGUGCAGCAACACCCUCUAUGCUGUGCUCAACGUCUCUCGUACCGCGACGAUGGAGGAGAUUACGGCAGCUUACCGCAAGCUUGCCCUCGCGCACCACCCUGACCGCCCAAACGGCUCGCAGUCGAAGUUCCAAGAGAUUCAACGCGCCUACGAGGUUCUCAGUCAGAAGGAUGCGCGCGCCACGUACGAUGUCCUGCUGAGAGGAAGACUCGCCAUGCAGAACUUUAAGCGUCCACCCCCGCUAGAGUCGGUGCUGCAGCCUGUCUACGCGCUACUCGCCGACGGCGCCUUCUACGAGUUCGAGGCGGCGCCCAGCAAGCUCAAGUGCAGCAUUCACUAUGGCGACGGCAUUCAGUUCAACAACGACUGCGGCAGCUUCAUCGGGCUCGCCGGCGACGGCUUCAUAUAUUGGACCAUCAGCGGGCGUGGGUUUGCUUCGCGGCUGUGCAAGGCCGGGAGCAGCUUCGCCCUCUCGAGCGUUCGUGUCAUGUAUCGUAGCAACAUGGGGUUGCUCAAGGUGCCACUAAAGCGCUCAUCUUUAUGGUCUUCCCUCACCCGUCGCCCCGCCGACUCUUCUGGAAGCAAGCGGGCUGUGAAAGGCAAAACCGUCGAUGCUGGGUCCUCUGAGAGAGCGAGGAGCGCCAUCGGUGCACCCGCUGCCAAAAUGUCCGAGGCGGAUCGCAUCAAGAGGGUGCUGCUGAACAAGGAACGAAGCCGCAAUUUGCAGAGGCGGAUGGAGAUGCUGAAGGAGGAGGAGGCAGUGGAUCGCAAUUAUCUCCAGCAGGAUCUGUGGGGGCAGUUCAGCUCGCUGCACACGACAGCAGAGGCGGCGUUUCGGUGUACGCUGCAAGGCAUCGCUGUGCCGGUAGAGAUGGCUCUUUGGAUGGGCUAUAAAUCUCCGGAGGAGGUGAUGCUGCGCUCAUCCGACGCAUGCACCUCGCCACUGCUAGCCGAGCAGGUGUCGCUGCAGGACUCAUUCUGGAUAGACCCGUUGCGGAGCGACUACUACAGCGACGACGAAGUACUUCGGGAAGACUGCGACGACAAGAAGGAAGACAGCAGAAAUUGCACUACUAACGGCGGAGACAACACUGCGCGUUCAAAGUCUGGGAGCGCCGACAGAUCGCCUUUCUUUUUGCAGUCCAUGCCAGCUUUCGACGCCGCGCCAGAUGGUGGCGCCUGUCACGGACAUUCGGCGACGGCACCGGAGACGCACUCACCGACUCUGCAUCGCUUCAAAGAAAGUGUGGCUGCCGUCACUGGAGCUUCGAAUGGGACGGAAGUGGAAGGGAAAAAAGUAUUUGCAUCCCCGUCCUCGCCGCCACCGCGCCAAAUACUACCGAUAGAGUCGUCAGGUGAAGCCGUCCCGCUGCACCCCACAAGCGACUCAUGCGCCCCUCUCACCUCGCAACCGUCUUGUGCCGCGAAUGGGCCGGUAAAGAAACUUGGAGCGAAGGAGGUGGCGCCGCUGACCGGCUUGAAGAGCAACAGUCAGCCUCACUCUAGCGGGCUGCACACCAGCGCAGAGUCGGGUGAGCUCGCUUCGUCUUCCCUCGGCGUUUCCUCGCGGGCGACGGGCAGGACCGUGAGGGCGGCAGCCCGAGCAGAGAGACAUGUUGCAGUGAGCGACUCCGCUGCUGCAUCCCCUUCUCGGAACGUCGGUGGUAAGCAGGGGCGUUCCCUGCGGGCUGGUUCAAAGGCGGCGACCGCCUACUCGCACGCCAGCCCGCAGAAGGUUUCUAUCACCGAGACACCUACAAGAGAGCUCAGCAAGGGCCAAAAAGCUUGCCCGCUGCUUCCAAGACGAAAACACAGCGGCAGUGGCGUUGGAGAUGCGAUGCUGCCGGUGAGGUUAGCGUCCGCUCUUGAGGAGAAACCAAAGCGGGUUACGAAAGGCAAUGAUGCGGUUCUGAGCAACGACAAAAACCUCUCGAAAAAGGAAAAAGGGCAGACAAGGCCACGGUGGAUGAUGGCGACCGAGGCUUACGAGCGCCGCGCAAACUUACCGCUGGAAAAAUCCCUCAACGCGGCAACACAGGGCUCCUCGUUCUGUCAUGAGGACCAUCGAGCGUACAAAAGCUUGACUGCUGAUCAACUUUUUGAAGAGGAGCGCGCCUUCAUGGAAUCCUUUUCUAAGACGAAGCGUAUUGUCUGA
Leishmania mexicana MHOM/GT/2001/U1103 is the source of this 2223-nucleotide messenger RNA. Its product is annotated as putative DNAJ domain protein. Gene Ontology annotation, cellular component: endoplasmic reticulum. Gene Ontology annotation, molecular function: misfolded protein binding; protein-folding chaperone binding. Lineage: Eukaryota; Euglenozoa; Kinetoplastea; Trypanosomatida; Trypanosomatidae. The transcript has a single exon. The record is from RefSeq and is a predicted model, not a curated record. Bases 1 to 2223 code for a protein of 740 amino acids.